UCUGGAAUCCUCACUGUCAAUGGAUCAGCCUGACUUGCCCCUACUCCAAGGCCCACCGAAGAAGACUCACCAGAAACUCUCACUUUCCUCCGUUGAAGGUGAUAAAAGCCACCGAAAGGAUCAGGUGUCUUCUGUAGUUCGUCAUUUAUACGCGUGAGACGUGGUCAGUUAAUUUUCAAGAUAUCAUAGAGCCCAGGUAAUGGCGGAAAUCAUGAAGAUAUCACUCCUGGUCGUUGCUGUAUUCAUAUCAACCACAUGCACUGGACAGCUUCAGCGACAGCGGCAGACGUUCCAUCAGAGCAGCCAGAAUCGCCAGUUCGUCCAGCCGAAUCAGAACCAGCGACAGUUUGGUCAGCACAAUCAGAUUGAACAUAAUGGGAGACAAUCGGCGGUGUCUUGUCCGGAGAAGACUGGACGAUUUCCAGUUGGGUCCCAGUGUGAUGCCUACAUUGAGUGCAUUGAGGGAGUUGGAGAGCAGAAGCUCUGUCCCGAGGGACUUGUGUUCAACCCAGAAGCCAAGUUCAACUAUCCCUGCGGAUAUCCGAUCGAUGUAAACUGCGAUGGUCGUCCCAAUCUUCAACCAGCUCAACCCACCGAGGACUGUCCCCACCAAUAUGGCUACUUUAAAAUUGGUGAUCGUCAGAAUUGCGGUCAAUUCAUGAACUGCGCUGAUGGUAAAGGCUACACAUUCGAUUGUCCAGAAGGUCUGGCUUUUAAUCCAGACUCCUAUCGCUGCGACUGGCCUGAUCAGGUGCCCGACUGUGACGCCGAAGCCUUCCUGGGAUUCAAUUGUCCUCAGGGGGACAACGGACAAUUCUCCUUUGAAACGAGAUUCUUCAGAAGCCCCAACGAUUGCCAGCGCUACUUCGUCUGCGUCGAGGGUCGCCCCAGGCUUCAAAAUUGCGGCGAGGGGAAUGCAUUCAGUGAAUUGAUAAAUGCAUGUGAUGCCGCUGAGAAUGUCACCGGAUGUGAACCCCCUUUCCGUCGUGACGAUCACCAAACGGGCCCCCAGCGUGUAAACCAGCAUUCGAGGGCCCGAUUCUUCUGAUUCUCCACCUGAAUAAUUCCACCGGUGCAGAAUUUUUUUUAUCUGCUUUCGAUCUUUCAAAAGUGUUUCCAAAAAAUAUCAAGAGACCUCUCUGGCGACUCAAAAACAUUCUCUGCAAUUUUUUUUGAACGAAAAAAAUUUUUUUUUCCUCAAUUUUAUGCUGAAAAAUAUUUUUUUUUAAUUCACUUUUAAAAAUAAAUUUUUUAGAAUAUUUUUUGGACAAUGGGGAGACGUUCAGGGGAUCUUUUCAUAAUUUUUUUGAACAUUUCGAGGAGAUCUUUGCCUACAACAAUUUUUUCACGUGGACUCCAAUAUUCAAACUCCAAUAUGUUGCCACCAACUUGUAAAUAAACGCCUGUCAUUAAACAUUUAUGAUGGCAAAUCCCGCCA
Messenger RNA from Diachasmimorpha longicaudata, 1438 nucleotides. RefSeq names its product protein obstructor-E-like. Lineage: Eukaryota; Metazoa; Arthropoda; Insecta; Hymenoptera; Braconidae. Gene Ontology annotation, molecular function: chitin binding. Gene Ontology annotation, cellular component: extracellular region. The coding region runs from base 200 to 1048 and encodes 282 amino acids. The transcript is spliced from 5 exons. The record is from RefSeq and is a predicted model, not a curated record.